AAAACAAAACAAGAUUUUACCGAUUCGUAACAACUCUUCUCUUCACACUUUCUCUCUCCAGAAAAACAAAACAAAAACCUCUCUGAAGAAAAAAUGGCGUUCCCGUAUAUGGAAGCAGUAGUUGGAUUUAUGGUUGUGAUGUAUAUUUUUGAGUCUUACUUAGAUUUACGACAACAUAAAGCUAUUAAACUACCAACACUGCCUAAAUCUUUACAAGGUGUUGUUAGUAAUGAGAAAUUUGAGAAAUCUAGGGCUUACAGCAUUGACAAAAGUAAUUUCCACUUUGUUCAUGAAGCUGUGUCGACGCUUAUUAAUACACUGAUUUUGUACUGUGGGGUAUUGCCAUGGCUUUGGACGAAAUCGGGAGAAUUUUUGGUGUCGUAUGGGUUUAAUGUGGAGAAUGAGAUUAUUCAUAGCUAUGCAUUUCUUGGCGCUGUUAUGAUUUAUUCACUGAUAACUGAUUUGCCAUUCUCAUUGUACUCUACCUUUGUCAUUGAGGCUCGCCAUGGUUUCAACAAACAAACAUUGGCUCUUUUCUUCAAGGAUCAGUUGAAGAGCAUUCUCCUUUCUGUGGUAAUAGGACCCCCAAUUGUUGCCGCAAUAAUAUACAUAGUGCAGAUUGGAGGACCAUACUUGGCCAUUUAUUUGUGGUCGUUCAUGUUUGUUCUGUCCCUUGUGAUGAUGACCGUGUACCCUAUCCUAAUUGCUCCACUUUUCAACAAAUUUACCCCACUUCCUGAUGGAGAACUCAGAACAAACAUUGAGACUCUUGCUUCCUCUCUGAACUUUCCUCUGAAAAAGCUCUUUGUGGUUGAUGGAUCUACAAGGUCAAGCCAUAGCAAUGCUUAUAUGUAUGGGUUUUUCAAAAACAAGCGUAUUGUGCUGUAUGACACCUUGAUUCAACAGUGCAAAGAUGAGGAGGAAGUUGUUGCUGUUAUUGCCCAUGAACUGGGUCACUGGAAACUCAACCACACUACCUAUUCAUUUAUUGCUGUUCAGAUUCUGACUUUACUGCAAUUUGGAGGAUACACUCUUGUGAAGAACUCAAAGGACCUGUUUCAAAGUUUUGGGUUUGACACACAGCCAGUACUUAUUGGGCUCAUCCUCUUUCAGCAUACUGUGAUUCCCGUUCAAAGCCUUGUCAGCUUUGGCCUCAAUCUUGUCAGCCGAGCUUUUGAAUUCCAGGCGGAUGCAUUUGCAAAGAAGCUUGGUUAUACGACUGCGCUCAGAGGGGGUCUUAUUAAACUGCAGGAAGAAAAUCUAUCAGCAAUGAACACGGAUCCAUGGUACUCUGCCUACCACUACUCUCAUCCCCCACUUGUUGAGAGGUUGGCUGCGCUAGAUGAGACGGAUAAGAAGGAUAAAUGACUAGAAGAACAGGAGAGCUUUCUAGCACCUCUUUGUAAGACAGCUUGAGCAAUCUUACUGCGUCAGAUUUAAACUUGUUUUGUCACCACUUGCUCACAUUGAAACUAGAACCAUAAAAACAGAAUUUACACAAGUAGCAUUAGAAGCUGAUCUUAUAGAAUAGAAUCCAAAUUGGCUGUAAAAAGAUUGUGUUAAUUUUGUUUAGUAGCUGUGAAUUAUUCUCGACUAUGAUAUAAAACUACGAUGGUUCUAGGGAAAUCUGUUACUUAAUGUAUGUUAAGGAAAAGGCAGUGAGGGGUGGUGUUUUGCGGAACGGUGCAGAAUGUAAGUAACCAACAUAACUUGAGUUCACAGUUCGCAUUCUUUGGUCAAUGGCUUCGGUGUAAGCCUAUUUCUCUUUCUGUUUUUGUUAUUGAACGUUAUCAAUAUUAUUAGUAUUAGGUUCGUCUUUCAUGGUGA
This is a messenger RNA of Papaver somniferum (opium poppy), 1827 nucleotides long. RefSeq names its product CAAX prenyl protease 1 homolog. The record is from RefSeq and is a predicted model, not a curated record. Gene Ontology annotation, cellular component: endoplasmic reticulum membrane. The coding region runs from base 94 to 1368 and encodes 424 amino acids. Gene Ontology annotation, molecular function: metalloendopeptidase activity. NCBI's taxonomy places the organism in Eukaryota, Viridiplantae, Streptophyta, Magnoliopsida, Ranunculales, Papaveraceae. The transcript has 14 exons. Gene Ontology annotation, biological process: CAAX-box protein processing.